AUGUUCCUUUCCAUUGAUCUGUUCGUGAUGCCGAUGAUAGGCUUUGAUGUUAGUCUGGAUAUGGACUGCCUUGCAGAUUAUUGUGCCAUCUUAGACUGUGCCGCGAGGACAGUUACAUUUCACAUUCCCAGCUUGCCAGUAUUCCAGUUUGUCGCCGAGCCCAGGGGAGAGCCGUUAUCUAGUUUCUUGGCUUUUGUCAUCAAGGAUUCUGUAGCAGGGUGUAUUGAGCAGUUGCCAGUUGUUUGUGAGUACCCGGAUGUGUUUCAGGAGAUCCCGAGUUUGCCGUGUCGGCAGGUGGAGUUUCAGAUUGAUCUGGUUUCUGUCACUGGGACUGUGACUAAGUUAAAUCAACUUGGUCGACAUCGAAGCAGGCUAGGUAGUGAACUCCCUUCUAUCAUUUUCCUUUUACCAACAACAACAUGGCUAUUGGAGAUGCAAUCAGUUUUGGUCGGAACCCAGUUCCGGCUGAACUCUGCUUUAGCAGGCAUCCUACCUUCGUAA
This is a messenger RNA of Magnolia sinica, 501 nucleotides long. RefSeq lists its product as uncharacterized. Bases 1 to 501 code for a protein of 166 amino acids. Lineage: Eukaryota; Viridiplantae; Streptophyta; Magnoliopsida; Magnoliales; Magnoliaceae. The transcript is spliced from 2 exons. The record is from RefSeq and is a predicted model, not a curated record.